UUGGGCCCAGUAAAUCCUCCCCGGCCAGGAUACGAACCCAUGACAUAGCGCUCGCGGAACGCCAGGCGAGUGUCUUACCACUACACCACGGAGACUGCUUUUAGGAAUGAAAGGGAUUGUUGAUUGCUGCUAUUGUUGAAGGGAAGAGUCCACACUACAUCAGCAGCAGGUCAUCAACAUUCCCAGAGAUACUUAUAGCAGAGUCUAACACGAGCAGCAGUAACAUCUAGGAGUCUGACGAAUCUAUUGCAUGAUCCAUUAAUGUGGCUCGUCUUGCAUGAUAGCAUUAUCUGCUAAGGAAACUCUUAUCCGUACGCCAGCAACACCUUUCAUGACGUACCAAUAUCCAUGACGUCACGACCAAUACCCAUGACGUCACGACCAAUAUCCAUGACGUCACGACCAAUAUCCAUGACGUCACGACCAAUAUCCAUGACGUCACGAGCAGAUCUCCAGCUGGGGCAGAGGAACUGAGGCAGUACACAGCGGGUCCGUCAUCUGUGACGUCACCAAUUACGUUUAGUAUUUACCCAAAUUGUGAACACUGCAACAGUGACGCAAGUUGCACAACGUGUCUCGAAGAAAAAGGACGACCAAGAGUGCAAUAUAAUUAUUAUAACGGCGAGAAGAGCAGCUGUAGAACACGGACAACUGGCUACCGCGCGCGUCCUGGGAGAAAAAAAUAAAUGUUCAAAACGUAUUUGACAUAGAAUUGCGGCCCAGAACUCUUGCGCGCUUCCUGUCUCGAUACGUAUUGUCCCAGACACGCCUGCUGCAGGAGGGUCCCCCGUGAAGUCAUGGAUAAACGUCUUUCUGUUGAUGAAUUGCUGUCAGAGUUACGAUGCGUGUACAGAGACCAUUACAACAGAAAUAUGCCCAAAACGCUUUCUUCAGCAAUUAAAAAAAUGAUAGUACUUGCUAAAAAAAGUGAAGAGGCUGCCUUACAAUUAGAAAAGUUUGCAAAGGUGAAGAAAGAGGAGAGGAAAGUGCAGAUAGUGAGUGCUGUGGUUCCCGCAGGGAUCUUGCCAGAUGGGUACAGCGCUGUGCUUGAAGACAUCAAGAUCCACUCUCGAGGUCCAGAUGAUAAAAUUUAUAGUAAAAAUCCAGACAUUCGCAAAUGGAUUCCCCGCGGUACCACCAUCAUGCAUCUAAAUGGUAAUGUUUCGUUGCAUGAUGUGGUCAUUUAUGCAAACAAGAAGUUUAUCGGUGGUGUUGGGGAUGAAGAUGAAUAUCAACCAGAAGACAGUGAUACAUGGCGUGAAUAUUGUCUUGGCAAUCCAGACAAUGCUAGAAAUGUGGUCUGCAUGAAUAAACUCAAUGGAGAAGCAGCUCAUUUCAGUGGGAGGUAUAUAGAUGAUGAAUUUUAUUUAUUUACUGGAAGCAAGAAUGUUCAUAUGCUGAUUAAAGAGGCCAAGGACAUAGACCAGUAUUAUGGAGAUAGAUAUGGUGUAGCUAAGAUUGUAGCCAGAUCCGUAUGUGAAACCUUGGAUGCCCUAGAAGAUAAGAAGCGGCAUCUCCUAUUCACUCUCCUUCACUAUACAAAAUGUACGGUAUUCUGCGAGGUUCUUCAGCCCUUACAUCAACAUAUAGUUAACAUCAGCCAUCUUGAUCAACCACAAAUCAGUGUAAUCUCAUUUACAUCUACUGCAACCACAGGGACAGAGACAAGCCUCACUGCGAUACCUCCUCACCUUGCCCUGGAUUUAUCUGUAUCUCUAGGAUUGUCAUCCACUACCUACAGUGUCAUAUCACCUCAGGAAGUUUUUGAGCGCAGAAAUAUGAUUCGAGGAAGCAUCAACAAUGAAGGAGAAGUGUUUUAUUUCCUGAAUGAGAAUGAUGAAACCAUUGGAUUAGCAAAAGUGAAGUCAACCUGGUACAUUCUCCUCAGGGCGUUGCGUGAAAAAGCCGUGUAUUGUUUCACAGCGGCCAUGAAAAAAGGUGGCUGGACCUUGGAGCAACAUAUAAAUUCAACCAAUAAACGCUUUCUGGAAAUUCAGAGAUGGUUAAAGCUUUCAGAUGAAUGUCUACAAAAAUGGAAAAAACUUGCUCAACGUUUUCUACGAUGGUUGGAUGCAGAAAUUCGGCUCAAUCACGUACAGAGCAGCAAUAUCCGACCAAAAUUCCCUAUUUUGUGGGAACAGUUUCUUGAAAAUAAUGAACUAACUGACAAAAUAGAAACUGGAUAUUGCUGAAGUGUGUGCAUGCAUGUGUGAGUGCUGUUACUUGCCAUGCAGUGUUAGUGAAUGCUGUGUAUUACACUGGUGUCACUGCUUGGUGAAGUAAGGUACACUGGUGUCACUGCUUGGUGAAGUAAGGUACACUGGUGUCACUGCUUGGUGAAGUAAGGUACACUGGUGUCACUGCUUGGUGAAGUAAGGUACACUGGUGUCACUGCUUGGUGAAGUAAGGUACACUGGUGUCACUGCUUGGUGAAGUAAGGUACACUGGUGUCACUGCGUGGUGAAGUAAGGUACACUGGUGUCACUGCUUGGUGAAGUAAGGUACACUGGUGUCACUGCUUGGUGAAGUAAGGUACACUGGUGUCACUGCUUGGUGAAGUAAGGUACACUGGUGUCACUGCUUGGUGAAGUAAGGUACACUGGUGUCACUGCUUGGUGAAGUAAGGUACACUGGUGUCACUGCUUGGUGAAGUAAGGUACACUGGUGUCACUGCUUGCUGAAGUAAGGUACACUGGUGUCACUGCUUGCUGAAGUAAGGUACACUGGUGUCACUGCGUGGUGAAGUAAGGUACACUGGUGUCACUGCUUGGUGAAGUAAGGUACACUGGUGUCACUGCUUGGUGAAGUAAGGUACACUGGUGUCACUGCUUGGUGAAGUAAAGUACACUGGUGUCACUGCUUGGUGAAGUAAGGUACACUGGUGUCACUGCUUGGUGAAGUAAGGUACACUGGUGUCACUGCUUGGUGAAGUAAGGUACACUGGUGUCACUGCUUGGUGAAGUAAAGUACAGAAAAAUGAUAUAAUCUCAUCGUAAAGUUGAUGUACCAAGUUUUGAUCAAGUGGCCAAGAAAGUUAAUAUUGUGAGCUGGCAUAAUUAUUUUUCAAGUACAAAUAGUAAGAAAGAUAUAGAGUAGUAUUUAAUACUGAAGAUAUCCUGGUUUUUAAAUUAGUUAUUUAACAAAGAUGUUAAUUGCUUAAAUUUGUAUUUUGAUGAAGCUAUUAUCUAAAUAUAAAUAUUUUGAGUACACUA
This is a messenger RNA of Procambarus clarkii (red swamp crayfish), 3212 nucleotides long. RefSeq lists its product as uncharacterized. The record is from RefSeq and is a predicted model, not a curated record. Lineage: Eukaryota; Metazoa; Arthropoda; Malacostraca; Decapoda; Cambaridae.